AUGUCUGGCUUCAAGAACUUCGGCAUUGUUGGGGUUGGCAACAUCGGCAGCUAUAUCUUGGAUGAGCUACUCAAGGCCAAGGCCUCCGGCGCCAUCAGCACGGUUGUCGUCCUUGCACGCCCAGGCUCUGUUGAGAAGUUACAGCCAUAUGCCUCAAGGGGCGCCACAAUCGCGCCGAUUGCCGAUUACAACGACGUGUCCGCCGUAUCCGAAGCUCUCAAGGACGUCGAAGUGAUCAUCUCCACGCUCGGUGCAACCGCGUCGCAGCUGCAAGUCCCCAUCGCGGAAGCGGCCAAGACGGCAGGAGUCCGCGUCUUCGUCCCGUCCGAGUUCGGCGCCGAUACGGACGGCGCGAAGGAAGGGCACUCGGCCAUGAAGCUCGCGGUGGCCGACAAGGUCGCGGCCAUCAUACCCGUCACCAAGUUCUUCACCGGCAUCUUCUCCGACUUCGUGUGGGAUGUCCCUGUUGCGAACCUCAAGCUCAAGAGUGGGAGCGUCACUGUUGGAGGAGAUGGGAACGCGAAGAUGAGCUUCACGUCUCGGGCUGACGUCGCGCGGUAUGUCGUGCAUGUCUUCGCGACGCUCCCGCCUGAGGAGACGAUCGGCAAGUCGUUCAGCAUAGAAGCUGAGCGCUUGUCGUUCAACGAGAUCUUCGAGGCGUACGAGAAGAAGCACAACACGAAGCUAGAAGUCAAGUACACGCCCAUCGAGGAGCUACAAGCUAACCUCGCGAAGAACCCGCGCGACAUCGUGAGCUGGUUCCAUCUCAACUGGGCCUCUGGUGGGGCUGUACUUGGAGACCAAAGCUCGUUGGAUAACGCGAAGUUCCCGGAGUGGAAUCCCACGCCUGUAAUUGACUACCUGUAA
This is a messenger RNA of Peniophora sp. CBMAI 1063, 867 nucleotides long. The record is from the annotation of a GenBank genome assembly. Lineage: Eukaryota; Fungi; Basidiomycota; Agaricomycetes; Russulales; Peniophoraceae.